UGUUUUGUUUACUUUCGGUCACUUUCUUCUACCAGUACAGCUGAUCGAUCGAUCGAAUCCUUCGCAGAAAAAGUUUUCAGACAGAAAUCAUCAGAAUUUUAGCAGAAACUAGCAGUUAUGAAUUCCGAAAUGAGCAGCAGUAUGCAUUCUGGUAGACCGGAGAGUGAGUUCAGUAUCGAGUGUUUCCAAAACUACACCGCACCGGAAGUAUUCGUGCAAGGAUUGGCCGGAUUGGUCAAUCAAACCGACGUCGAAGUGAUGAUCCGGGCACAGAAGCAAAUGUUGCAGAGAUUCGAAAAAACUAACGAAAUGUUGCUCAAUUGCAAUGCCCUGAGUCAAAGCCGCUUGAAGAUUGCGAGCGAUGACUUCAAGAAGCACACCAAACUGCUCAACGAGAUGAAAAAGGAUUUGGAUUAUAUAUUCAAGAAAAUCCGGAACAUUAAAUCGAAGCUCAGCAAUCAGUACCCAGGGCCGUUUGCCGAAGCGGAAGCGAAGAAUAAACCGAUAAGCUUCGAUGAGGAGGAUGAAAUUGAUACGGCCAGCAGGGCGGAAACUCUAGACGAGGGAAACCCAUCGCGGACGGCCACUCCAGUGAAGCAGCAAGCCUCGGUCGAAAGCGUCAAGCAGCUGCAGAAACAGACAUCGCAGAAGGAGAAAAAGAAACCCAGUGGAACGACUGCACAGUUGGGUGAAGAAACUACCACCGUCAGCUACAUGAAGAUGGAACAGAGCCCGGAGAAUCGCAAGUCAGGCAAGACCAGCCCAAUCGAUCCGAAGCGGAACUCGUUGCUCUCGACGCACAGCAGCUCAACGGAUAAUUCGAACGAUUCGUCCGAGUGCACGUCGGAUACCGGUUAGAUGAUUCGAAAUUGCUCGUCAUUAUAAUGUAGUGGCACAGACGAACAGACGCCACGCCCUAAUAACAGUUAGUGUACUUCUUUUGAACGGUUUAUCCGUAUUCACGUUUGA
Aedes aegypti (yellow fever mosquito) is the source of this 969-nucleotide messenger RNA. RefSeq names its product kxDL motif-containing protein CG10681. Gene Ontology annotation, cellular component: BORC complex. Lineage: Eukaryota; Metazoa; Arthropoda; Insecta; Diptera; Culicidae. The record is from RefSeq and is a predicted model, not a curated record. The transcript is spliced from 2 exons. Gene Ontology annotation, biological process: lysosome localization. The coding region runs from base 118 to 858 and encodes 246 amino acids.